AUGGUCCAUGUGCUAGCUCCUCACCGAGCUAUAUAUAUUCAAGAACAAAAGCCAGGCACCGAGUCCAUGCACGCCAUUUCCCAUGUUCAUAUCAACAAAAUGUCCGCUUGUGUCACCACCUUUUUGGAUGGUCUACUGCCUAGAGCAAAAUUCAACCAGGGUGGGCGACUUUUAGCAUCUUGGAAUCCAGCAACUUCGAGGGCUGAUUUUGUCGUGGCAAAGGAUGGCUCCGGUAGUCACAAAACAAUCAAUGAGGCAGUGGCUGCUGUUGCUAGGAUGGGUGAUAGGCGUCCCAAAAGAGUAAUAAUCUAUGUGAAAUCAGGGGUGUACAAUGAGAAAGUAGACAUAGACAGGAAUGUGAAGAAUGUAAUGUUGGUUGGUGAUGGCAUGGAUAAAACAAUUGUAACAGGCAGCCGAAAUGUCCCCGAUGGUACUACCAUUUUUGGCUCUGCAACAUUUGACGUAUCAGGUGAUGGGUUUUGGGCCAGGGACAUGACUUUUGAGAACACAGCCGGUCCGAAUAAACUUCAAGCAGUGGCUUUAAGGGUGGGCUCAGACCACUCUGUGUUCUAUCGCUGCAGCUUCAAGGGUUACCAGAACACCCUCUUUGUUCACUCCCUAAGGCAGUUUCAUCGCGAUUGCCACAUAUAUGGCACAAUUGAUUUCAUAUUUGGUGAUGCCCCAGUAGUCUUACAAAACUGUGAUAUAUUCGUAAAGAGACCGAUGAAUCAACAAGCUAACAUGAUCACUGCGCAAGAGAGAGAAGAUCCUAAUGAAAACACAGGGAUUUCAAUUCAAGGAUAGCGCGUAAGGCCAGCAGCUGAUUUCGAUUCUGUCAAGCAUUUGUUCAAGAGUUAUUUAGGUAGGCCAUGGGAAAGAUAUUCCAGGACAGUGUUUUUGAAGACAGACCUUGAUAGUUUAAUCAAUCCAAAGGGAUGGACGGAACGGAGGGGCAGUUUUGCUCUUUCAACACUAUACUAUGCUGAAUAAGGUAGCGGUGCUUCGAUUGCACACAGAGUGAACUGGCCUGGCUUUCAUGUGUUCGACAGUGCCCAAGAGGCUGGCCCUUUUACAGUGAGCAGGCUCAUACAAGGAGAGGCCUGGAUUCCAGAGACUGAUGUGCCAUUCUGGCCUCAAAUCUAAUGGGUUUAUCAUGCUCUUAUGCUAUGUGAUCAUGGCUAUUAUG
Messenger RNA from Theobroma umbraticum, 1186 nucleotides. RefSeq names its product Plant invertase/pectin methylesterase inhibitor superfamily. Lineage: Eukaryota; Viridiplantae; Streptophyta; Magnoliopsida; Malvales; Malvaceae. Gene Ontology annotation, biological process: cell wall modification. The record is from RefSeq and is a predicted model, not a curated record. Gene Ontology annotation, molecular function: pectinesterase activity.